Molecule: messenger RNA, 3096 nt
Organism: Salvelinus namaycush (lake trout)
Lineage: Eukaryota; Metazoa; Chordata; Actinopteri; Salmoniformes; Salmonidae
Product: zinc finger protein 143-like
Exons: 15
Coding region: 831-2744 (637 amino acids)
Biological process (GO): positive regulation of transcription by RNA polymerase II; central nervous system development
Cellular component (GO): nucleus
Molecular function (GO): DNA-binding transcription activator activity, RNA polymerase II-specific; RNA polymerase II cis-regulatory region sequence-specific DNA binding
Source: RefSeq, a predicted model, not a curated record
GUGCCUUUCUACAGCCAUAUCCAGUUUGGGAGACGGAAGGGGAUAUCUGUGCUCGCCGUUUGAUAUGAGAAAUAUACUCCAUUAAACCAUAGUUUAAAUCAUGUAUUGUCUAAAAAAAAAAAUAUUAUUCGCUAGCCCACAUGCUAAUUAGCACUAGCAAAUGAUUUGUCCGCGUUCGUUACACUGCUGCCUGCUAACUAGUUAACGUUAGCCGUUCGUUUAAGAGGCUAAUUUAUAAACUCGAUUUCCCCAUUGACUGUUUAUUUAGCUAACUAACUUGCCCUUUCUCAACAUUAACUAGUUUGCUAGUAGAUACAUGAAUGACGAACUAGCUAGCUAACUUAGCUAACGUUAGUGAAAUGAUCACCGAGUGUCGGUUAGCUAACGCUAAUCGAACAAAAACUGUUCUCAGCUAACGCUAGCUAGCUAACGUUUGUCUAAUUUAGUUCGUUACCUAUAGUUAGCUAGGUAUAGGUAAAAAAAAUACUAAUCACAUUCAUAGUUGAUACGGUAACGUGAUGUUUGACACAGCUAGUUGAAGCUGCACUGUUGACUGCCCUAUCAAGUUCCAUCCAACUUGGCAACAACAUGAACUGUUGAAUCUGCGCUACUCCUAUCAACUGUUGUACAACAUGUCAGCUGGAAGCAGCUGGACGUUUGAUUUGUAUUAUUAGUGUACAUAUGAUCUAGUAAAUCAACAGACACUGCUAUCCAAUUGAAUAAAGUGGGUCUUGUCGCAUCCAUAAAUUAUCUUUGUGCAUCUGACUACAAGAGUUGUAUGGAAAGUGACUGACUGCACCCAAUGCAGCCACACACAGUGAAUUUAACGUAUGUGUGUGUGUUCGUCUGGCAGAGCGACAAUGCUGUUGGCUCAGAUUAACCGGGACUCCCAGGGCAUUGCAGAGUUCCAAAAUGCAGGUGGAGACACUCAGCAGGUCACCCUCUGUUUGGCAGAGACUGUUUCAGAUGGCGAUCAAAUGGACAUGGACACUGUGAGUUUACAGGCUGUGACCCUUGCAGAUGGCUCUACAGCUUACAUACAGCACAACCCUAAAGUCUCCAUUUCAGAUGGAAAGUUCAUGGAUGGACAGGUCAUUCAGCUGGAGGAUGGAUCUACAGCAUAUGUCCAACAUGUAUCAAUGCCAAGAGCAGAGGAGACCAACAGGUGGACAGGAUCCCCUUUGUGUGAUGUAAUUGGAGGAGAUGGUCUGAGACUUGAGGAUGGUCAGGCUGUGCAGUUGGAAGAUGGCACAACGGCUUACAUCCACACACCAAAAGAUACAUAUGACCAGAAUACCCUGCAGGCUGUUCAGCUGGAGGAUGGCACCACAGCUUACAUCCAGCACACAGUACAGAUGCCUCAGACCAACACCAUCCUGGCCAUCCAGGCAGAUGGAACAGUGUCAGACCUGAACGCUGAUGGAACCCUCGACCAAGAGACCAUCAACGUGCUGGAACAAUACACCGCUAAGGUGGAAGCUGAUGAUGUCAACUCCGUACUGAUGAGAGCUGAGCAAGAUUGUGGUGUCCAGAUGCAGAUUGUGCUUCAAAGGCAGAGUGGUCGUAGUUCUAGGGAGCAGCCUACAGAGAAAUCUUUCCGCUGUGACUAUGAGGGCUGUGGGAAACUCUACACAACAGCACACCAUCUGAAGGUACAUGAGAGGUACCACACAGGUGACCGGCCAUAUCUGUGUGAUCAUCUGGGUUGUGGAAAGAAGUUUGCUACAGGGUAUGGCCUGAAAAGCCACAUCAGGACACACACUGGUGAGAAGCCUUAUCGCUGCCAGGAAGUGCACUGUGCAAAGUCGUUCAAGACGUCAGGUGACCUCCAAAAGCACAUCAGAACCCACACAGGCGAGAAGCCAUUCAUGUGCCCGUUUGAGGGGUGCGGGAGAUCGUUUACUACCUCUAACAUCAGGAAGGUGCACAUUCGCACACACACAGGGGAGAGGCCUUACUACUGUGCAGAGCCUGGCUGUGGGCGAGCCUUUGCCAGUGCCACCAACUAUAAGAACCAUGUGAGGAUCCACACAGGAGAGAAGCCUUACGUAUGCACUGUCCCAGGCUGUGACAAGCGGUUCACAGAGUACUCCAGCCUUUACAAACACCACGUUGUCCACACACCAUGCAAGCCCUACAACUGCAACCACUGUGGGAAGACCUACAAGCAGAUCUCCACCCUGGCCAUGCACAAACGCACAGCGCAUAACGUCACAGAGCCCAUUGAGGAAGAGCAGGAGGCCUACUAUGAACCCCCUACAGAGGCCAUCGAUGAUCCCUCAGUGAAUUUUGCCCCGGUUGAGGAGGAAGAGGCGGAAGAGUCCUGUUCGGAACAGAUGACUGAGACUGAGGCCAUUGGUCAGCAGCAUGUGCAGCUCAUAACACACCCGGAUGGAACUCAACAGGUCAGUAUCUCGCAGGCUGACAUGCAGGCGUUGGGGGAAACAAUUACCAUGGUAACCAGUGAUGGCACCACCUUCACGGUUCCUUCCCAUGAAAUGCUUAAUGCAGAUGGAACACAUUCAGUCACCAUGGUAGCAGCAGAUGGUACAGAAGAGCAGGUGGCCAUUGAUUUGGCCUCCUUUCAGGGCAUGCAGGCAGAGGAGGGGGUUCACCCUGUCACUCUGUUAGCCACCUCAAACGGCACACAGAUCGCUGUCCAGCUCAGUGAACAACCUUCACUCGAAGAAGCCAUCAGGAUAGCAUCAAGAAUACAACAGGGAGAGAUGGGAUUGGACGAUUAGAUAAGCCUUUCAGUACUAUGACUUCUAUUGAAAUAUUUCAUGAGAACAAGAUAUUGUUCUUAAAUCAAACAUGAAAUUCUUUAUUAAGAUUUGUAAAUAGACAUUUUGAUAUGGCUGCACAAAGAGUCUGUAAUGCUGAAACAUCCAUGAGUGAGAAGUGUGUUGCUGCAUGAAUGAGAUAAAGAAAUGUAAUGUGUUUUUGGACUUUUCGUACCAUUUUUCCAUGUGUGAAUAUUGUAUUCUGUGUAUAUACAGUAAAUAGCCAAUGUUUUGAAUCCAGCAUAUAUUUUAACUUUGAAUAUGUACAAAUAAUGGAUACACAUUGGUUGUUAAAUAAAACAGUAAAAUUCUA